GGAAAAAUAUAUUGUGCGGCUGAAAUUAUUGUGUUGAGUUAGACUAAAAAGGUGUUUUGUUUGUGAAUGUGGCCUAAAUAAGUCAUCAAAAUGACUCUAACUAAGAUGGAGGUGGAUUCUGGCAAGGGUGAAGGAUUUCGCCCUUACUACAUUACCAAGAUAGAAGAGCUUCAACUGAUUGUUGCUGAGAAGUCUCAAAAUCUUCGUCGUCUACAAGCCCAGCGUAAUGAACUUAACGCUAAAGUUCGUAUGUUGCGUGAGGAACUUCAGCUCUUGCAAGAACAGGGUUCAUAUGUAGGCGAAGUCGUCAAACCUAUGGACAAGAAGAAAGUUCUAGUAAAGGUGCACCCUGAAGGUAAAUUCGUGGUAGACUUGGAUAAAAAUGUGGAUAUCAACGACGUUACAGCUAACUGCAGGGUUGCACUGCGUAACGAAAGCUACACGCUUCACAAAAUCCUACCAAACAAAGUAGAUCCUCUUGUGUCACUUAUGAUGGUGGAGAAGGUUCCUGAUUCCACUUAUGAGAUGGUGGGAGGUUUGGAUAAACAAAUCAAAGAGAUCAAAGAGGUCAUUGAACUGCCAGUUAAACAUCCAGAGUUGUUUGAUGCCCUUGGUAUUGCCCAACCUAAGGGAGUUCUAUUGUAUGGACCACCAGGUACUGGUAAGACACUCCUGGCUCGAGCCGUCGCCCACCACACUGAAUGUACCUUCAUCCGUGUCUCAGGUUCUGAGUUAGUUCAGAAGUUCAUUGGUGAAGGCAGUCGUAUGGUCAGAGAGCUUUUCGUAAUGGCUCGUGAACAUGCUCCUUCUAUCAUCUUCAUGGACGAAAUUGACUCUAUUGGUUCUUCACGUAUUGAGUCUGGCAGUGGUGGUGACUCUGAAGUACAAAGAACUAUGUUGGAGUUGCUGAAUCAGCUUGACGGGUUUGAGGCAACAAAGAACAUUAAGGUUAUCAUGGCUACCAACAGGAUUGACAUUUUGGAUCCUGCUUUGCUUAGACCUGGCCGUAUUGACAGGAAGAUUGAGUUCCCCCCACCAAAUGAGGAAGCUCGUCUUGACAUCUUAAAAAUUCACUCUAGGAAGAUGAAUCUGACCAGAGGUAUCAAUCUACGCAAGAUUGCAGAGUUAAUGCCCGGAGCAUCUGGUGCUGAAGUUAAGGGUGUGUGUACUGAGGCUGGCAUGUAUGCUCUCCGUGAGCGCAGAGUCCAUGUCACUCAGGAGGACUUUGAAAUGGCCGUAGCUAAGGUCAUGCAGAAGGACUCUGAGAAGAACAUGUCUAUCAAGAAACUCUGGAAGUAAUUGUAAUAUUAAUAAUUGUAUUGUAUGCUUU
This is a messenger RNA of Spodoptera exigua (beet armyworm), 1330 nucleotides long. The record is from the annotation of a GenBank genome assembly. NCBI's taxonomy places the organism in Eukaryota, Metazoa, Arthropoda, Insecta, Lepidoptera, Noctuidae.